Molecule: messenger RNA, 904 nt
Organism: Cloeon dipterum
Lineage: Eukaryota; Metazoa; Arthropoda; Insecta; Ephemeroptera; Baetidae
Product: arylalkylamine N-acetyltransferase 1-like
Exons: 4
Coding region: 179-844 (221 amino acids)
Molecular function (GO): N-acetyltransferase activity
Source: RefSeq, a predicted model, not a curated record
GUGUGAGUGUGUGAGUGCGGGCGACGCCGGCGCCUCGCUGUUUUGACUGCACCCCACCCUCACAACCCUUGCAGUUGGCGGCGACCACCCACGGAAUCGACUCGGUCUACCCGAUCUCUCCCGCGAGCAGACACUGUGUAGGGCAACAGCAAUAAAAUCCAAUUGAAACCAAUUAAAGAUGUCGAGCAACAUCGACUUUGUGUGCCCUCUCGAGGCCGACCUGUACGAGGCGGUGAUGGAACACCUGCGGCUCACUUUCUUCUGGGAGGAGCCGCUGAACGUGUGCGUGAGCCUGUGCGAGGCGCCCGGCAGCGGCCACCCCAAACUGGAGGCCGUGUGCUUGGACACUUUGCAGGACGGCCUCUCCAUCGUGGCCCUGAGCGACGGAAAAGUCGUGGGCUGUGCCCUCAACGGCUCGCAGAGUAGGCAGCAGCUCGACGAGGCCAUCAAGCAGACUUAUGCUGAAACGGACAAGAAGUUUCGCAGCAUUUUCUCUAUGCUUUACGACAACAACAGAGACAUCGAUCUCUUCACCAAAUACGACGUGCACGACAUCUUCGAGUGCCGCAUUUUGUCAGUCGACCCGGACUACAGGGGCAAGGGAAUCGCACGCAUUUUGCUGGACCAGAGCAUCCAGGAAGCUCGACUGCGCGGAUUCAAACUUUUCAAGAUAGAUGCAACCAGCGCCAUUUCUCAGCGAAUCUGCAAAUCACGGAGCCUGACGUUGGAGCAUGAGAUUCUGUACGCGGACCACCUGGACCCCGACACCGGCAAGCCGGCUUUCCUGCCGCCGCCGCCCCACUACGGCUUGCAGAUUUACUCGCGGCUCUUUGAGAAAGAGUAAGCCUCGCGAGUUGGCUAAACAAAUAAUCCUCUUGCGUUGUGGUAAAAUUCUCCGAGAAAA